CUGUCUUCCUGGGGUAUUGAUUCUAAUGAAGCAUUCCAUAAGUGGGUGAAAACGUGCUCAAAUUCCAGCGUUCCCCAGUUCGAUCGCUUCUGUGAUAUCGAAGAAUCGGUGCAGGCUAUAGCACCCGUGGAAUCCUGUGAAUCCUCCUGUAUCACUAUAUUCGAGCCACAAUAUUUCGGAGGGCUACGAUCUCCUCAUCGCCCUUAUCUCUUCUUACGAGGAUGUUCAUCAAGACUUCUAUCUGCAAUGGAAUCACCACCACGUGAAAUAGAUUUUCUCCACCGGGCCGCCAUCUGUGUAAGCCUGCCAUUAUCACAGAUUUACCCGAAGGUUUACACGAACGAGGUGGUUGAGGUUGGUGGCUAUUCAUUCGCAUCUUUCCUUUUAUCUUAUGUAGCAAAAUUUUCAACAAAGAACCUUAUGAGAAAUUAG
Haemonchus placei is the source of this 432-nucleotide messenger RNA. The record is from the annotation of a GenBank genome assembly. Lineage: Eukaryota; Metazoa; Nematoda; Chromadorea; Rhabditida; Trichostrongylidae.